AUGGCUCCUCCAGCUCGUCAAACCGCUGAAGGUGUUCGAAGACUCCGAGACAAUACGAAAGCAACUCUACUUGCUCAUCAGACAUGGGCUCAAAGCGCCUCGGAGAAAUCUACAAGGGAGAUACAAAGACGAAUUCAGCAGAUCGACGCAAAGUAUGCUGAGAUUACAGCACUCAACGAUGAGUUAUUACUGUUAGACGCGGAUGAAACAAGUGAGUUUAUUAUCGAGAUGGAAGCGAUUUAUCUCGAAUUAAUAUCCAAAUUAGAAACUAUACUAGAUGGUCGUGUGACAAAUGAUGUAGAGAAUAAUUCCGCUAUGGGCUCUGAGUACCGUAGUUGUCACGACGAUGCGCCAACCGUUCGCCUGCCAAAACGCAAUCUACCACAGUUCAGUGAUAAGACCGAAGAUUGGCCAAGCUUUUACCAACGGUUUACAUCCAGUUUACGCUCCUCCAGGCUUACAGAUUUUGAUCGUUUCGAAUACUUGCUAGAUUGUGUUAAAGGUGAGGCUUACGAUUUAAUCAAAGGAAUACCUUUACUUGAAGAAAACUACCAGUCAGCAAUCAAGGUUCUACGCAAACGCUUCGAGAAUAGACGCCUGAAUCUACGCCUGUUCCUGAACAAGUUGUUCCAGUUACCUUCUGCAGCAGACAGUGAUCCGGAUUCUCUUCGUAAGCUGAUUACUACUAUCACCUGUACGGUUCGUGCUCUCGAGAACAUGGAUUUUAAGCUCGACCUACUCUCCAGCGAAUUAAUCAGCCAGCUUGUCGUUACGAAACUCGAUAAGCGUACCCGUGAGCUUUGGGAAAUGACCUUGAGCGAAGAGUUAGCCAAAGCGAACAAAACCGAAGAGGAGCCAGACGACAAUAAACCUAGCUCGUAUACCCAGUUGAUGGAAUUCUUAGAACUCAGACUACGUGUGCUCUCCUCUGUUUUCAUUGGCGAUCGUCCGAAGAAAGAAUCGAGCGAGGUGAAAUCUCAACGUACUCGUACUGCAGCGUUAGUUACUACUACCACAACAGCCAACGGAACGCCGAAUACGCCACCUCCGAAUUCAGCUGGUUCACCCCAGACUACAGCAGCUCCUCGUUCCUGCCCGUGUUGCAACCAGAUACAUCCGUUGUACCAGUGUGCCAACUUCAAAGCUCUCAGUAUUGCAGAUCGCUACAAAAAGGUUCGAGAUGAACGAUUGUGCGUGAACUGCUUCUCAAAGGGUCAUUACGCAGCCCAAUGUCGUUCGAUUCACUGUCGGCAGUGCAACAAGCUCCAUCAUACGUUACUACACUCAGAGUCUACCGUCGACCCGCUGAAGCCUCCGCCUACUGAUCCGUCAUCCGGUACCAGACCUCAACCGAAUGCAGGUCCUCAGCCAGAUCCGAAGGUUGUAGUCACGGUAGUAUCGAGGCGACGCACCGGCGGCGGCGUGUUACUUGCAACUGCAAUCGUAACGGCGAAAUCAGCGCACAGUUCGUGUGAGGCGACAAUUCUGCUUGACGGCGCAUCGCACACUUCCUUCGUUACAACACGACUUCAGAAACAGCUCAACUUACCUACUUCACCGUUCAAUGUGACGAUCAGCGGUAUUGGCAGCGCUGCAGCGAAUUCCAGUCUACGUACCAAGGUGCAACUUUCUGCGCGUGAUUCAUCAUUCUCCAUCGACCUCUCAGCGUUAGUGAUUGAUCGAAUUACGGAGCCCCUUCCCUGCGACGCAUUCACCAUUCCUCCAGAAUGGCAGGUGGAAGGUAUAAGGCUCGCCGAUCCGAAGUUUAACGAACCCAAAGAGAUUGACAUACUAAUUGGAGCAGACACGAUAUACGAUAUACUACAACCAGAAUUUCUACGUCGACCGAAUCUACCUGUGUUGCAGAGCUCUCGGUUUGGUUGGUUGUUAGCCGGCCCGUAUUCAGCACCCAGUUUACCUACACGUGUACAUUGCUGCAAGGCAACAGUUACCUCCGAAGAACUGCACGCUAUAACACAAUUUCUCGACGCUGACGGUCCACCACGCGACACCGACAAACAAACUUCCGAUGAACGAGAGUGCGAGCGCAUUUUCGAUGAAACCUACCAACGUGACGAGACCGGACGCUUCAUCGUUGCACUCCCACGUCGCCCAGGGUUGACAGUUGGUGAAUCGCGUAACCAGGCAGUUGCUCAGCUACGACGCACUCGCAUCGAUGACCAGUACCAGCAGUUUAUGACGGAGUACGAAGAUCUCGGUCAUAUGACGCGAUGCGCUCCUCCAACUCCAGAUCAAGAAGUAUACUACCUACCGCAUCAUGCAGUAUACCACAACGGUAAAAUUCGAGUGGUAUUCAACGCCUCUGCGCCAUCCAGUAAUGGCGAUGUCAUCAAGCUCUACCGACAGAUUCUCCGUGCGAUGAUACACAGAGACCUACAACGAAUUCUUGCCAGCGACGGCGAAGCCGAUUUCCCAGCUGCUGCUGAAGUUCUCCGACGCGAAACAUACAUGGAUGACAGCACAUCAGGCGCCGACACAAUUGAAGCGGCUCAACAACUUCGAGACGACCUCGUUUCUCUACUCAAGACUGCUGGGAUGGAAUUUUCGCCAUCGAAAUGGCGCGCGAACCAUCCGGCAUUACAGCUUCCUAGCUCCGAACCCAUCGAUCCUAAGAUUCAAGCGCGUGGCAACGUACUCGGUAUCGAAUGGGACACAGCCGCUGACACGUUCCUGUUUUCGAAUCUUGCUGAUUUGAAGUCGCCAGAAACUCCGUUUACUCGACGAACUGCGCUUUCGUUAGUAGCGAAGAUAUUCGACCCAUUGGGGUGGCUGUCUCCACUCACCGUUACCGGAAAGUUACUAAUCCAGGAGUUGUGGUUAGAGAAGGCGGAUUGGGACGACCAGAUCUCGCCUAGCAUGCAGCCACGUUUCAACGAAUUUGUUUCGAAGAUCCCAGUUCUUGCCGACAUCAGUAUCUAUCGUUAUCUCGGCACCGGCGACGUCAAACUUAUGCAAUACGAAGUGCAUGGGUUCUCUGAUGCAAGUAAACAAGCGUUCGCUGCGUGCGUCUACAUUCGACAAGUUAACGGACCUGAUGUUACCAUCAGAUUAGUACAAGCGAAGACACGUGUUGCGCCACGUACCACCGCACGUACUAUUCCUCAGCUGGAGCUGUGCGCCGCUCUUCUUCUUGUCGAAUUACUGAAGGAGGUAUGCAGCGCACUCGACUACCCCAUCAAUCGAUGCAAGUUAUACACAGAUUCGACAAUCGUACUCGCUUACCUGGCAAAGGAUGCCGGUCAUUGGAAGCCGUUCGAGGCCAACCGUGUGCGAAAAAUCACCGAAGUUGUCUCAGUGGACCAGUGGCGACAUAUCCCAGGAGAACUAAAUCCUGCAGAUUUAGCAACCCGUGACGACUCCUUCGAAAAGUUCCUCGCCAACCAACAGCUGUGGUUGUGCGGUCCCGAGUUCCUACAUCAGAUCGAAGAUUCCAGCGGCCUAGUCCGCUCAGUUGAUAAUAUUGAUCCAGAUUUCGUAGUCCUAACCACCAGAGUUGCUGUCAACCCUCAACCAGUUUCCCUGGUGGAAUUCAACUUCGUUUUACAUCGUACGUCUCAGCUGUGCCGACUCAAGCGUACAAUUGGCCACAUUGUUCGUCUUGGUCAGCGAAUUCGUGCCCAGAGUCAAGGCCUACCGGAGCCCACUGGUGCACUGACAGCAGCUGAACUUAGUCAAGCCUUCGACUGGCUCAUCCGAGUAGCACAGGCUUCCUCCUUUCCAGCCGAAAUUCGUGCACUACAGCAGAGUAAGCCAGUUCCGAAGAAAAGCUCUCUAGUAUCGUUGACUCCGUUCCUCGACAACAAUGGCGUGCUGCGAGUUGGUGGUCGACUUGCUAACGCUGCACUACCCUUUCAUCAGAAACAUCCGAUACUGUUACACGCUACGAGUCGCCUAGCUACUUUAAUCAUACGCGACACGCAUCACCGCUAUUUUCAUGCUGGAGAAAGAUUCAUCUUGAAUUUUCUACGCUCUCGAUACUGGUUCAAUGGGAACUUGUCUAACGCCAUCAAGAAGUGCGUCCAUACCUGCGCUCGCUGUAUUCGAUUUGCCAUACGACGACCAGAGAUGCCACUGAUGGGAGAUCUACCAGCGGUGCGCGUCAACGUAUCCUUACCCUUCAACGACGUCGGUAUCGAUUAUGCCGGACCUAUCUCGACUCGAGGCAAGGCAUGCACUGCUCGUGGCCCUGCGCUCACUGUUAAAUCAUACUUUGCUAUCUUUGUGUGCAUGACAACGAAGGCUGUCCAUCUCGAAGUUGUGUCAGAGUUGACUACGGACGCCUUCAUCGCUACCUUACGACGAUUUGCCGCCAGACGCGGUUUUCCACAAUCCAUUACAUCUGAUAACGGCACAAACUUUGUCGGUGCGGAUGCCGAAUUCCAGAAAUGGAUUGCUCGACUUGCCAAGGACGAAGCUGUACAGAAUUUCAGCGCUGACAACGGUUUCCGCUGGGUUUUCAACCCCCCUUCAGCUCCGCACAUGGGCGGAUUAUACGAAGCGGCCGUGAACUCCGUCUGGUGCUGGAAUCGAAGCACUUACCCCAGCGCAUUUCCUGAUUGGGCGCUCGCUCCUUUCCGCUCCUGGCGAAUACACCGAACCUACUCGACUGAACUUUACCCAGCGCUGGCAUCUCCUCCAGCAACUAAGGAAUUCGUUCUGGCCAAAAUGGAGCAAGGAAUAUCUACGAGUACUCCAGAGACGUAA
Molecule: messenger RNA, 4725 nt
Organism: Planococcus citri (citrus mealybug)
Lineage: Eukaryota; Metazoa; Arthropoda; Insecta; Hemiptera; Pseudococcidae
Exons: 4
Coding region: 1-4725 (1574 amino acids)
Biological process (GO): DNA integration
Molecular function (GO): nucleic acid binding; zinc ion binding
Source: RefSeq, a predicted model, not a curated record